UCUACUUUGACUAAGGGAGGGGAAGGACAUUGGGUAGAUUUUAAAUAUGAAAAAUUGCCAAGCUUCUGUUUCAUUUGUGGGAUUAUGGGACACUCUGAGAAAUUUUGCCCAUUGAAAUAUGUGGAGGAUCUCGUUUUGGAGAAAAACUUUAGUGCUGAUCUUAGAGCAGGUGGUGGGGGAAAGAUUAGCCCCACGAGGGGUGGUAUGUGGUUGGGUGAUAAGCAGGGAGGUCCGAGCCGACACUGGAGGACUCAACAAGAUGAAGAAGGUACUAUGAGACAGGGACGUAAGGGAAGUAUAGCUGAGUCAGAGAGUAGUGGCACAAAGGAAGAGAUUAGAAGCGGUGCAGGGGAGGUCACGGUGGAUCAAAAGCGCAGGAGAGUCUGGAAGGAGCCGG
Molecule: messenger RNA, 397 nt
Organism: Cuscuta epithymum
Lineage: Eukaryota; Viridiplantae; Streptophyta; Magnoliopsida; Solanales; Convolvulaceae
Source: the annotation of a GenBank genome assembly